This is a messenger RNA of Pimephales promelas (fathead minnow), 2330 nucleotides long. RefSeq names its product mannosidase, endo-alpha (gene manea). Lineage: Eukaryota; Metazoa; Chordata; Actinopteri; Cypriniformes; Leuciscidae. Gene Ontology annotation, cellular component: Golgi membrane. Gene Ontology annotation, molecular function: alpha-mannosidase activity. The record is from RefSeq and is a predicted model, not a curated record.
UUUGCCGAAUAAACAAGACAGAAGAAAAUAUUGUUCACUUGAUACUUCCGUAUUAGAUUAAAGCGUUAGAUAUGCUCUGUUCACGAGAUGUGUCAUUUGAUGUCUGUCAAGAGAGCUUUUCCAACAGAAGCCGAAAGAUGAAGAAUGAACCUUGAAAGUUUACCUUAACAUAUUUGUUCCACCAUUGACCGAACAUCUUCGGGGGAAUGGACUUUAACUGACCUCCAGGGUAAUGGCACGCUUUAGGCGUAAAUCAUGUUUUGCACUUAUUGCUUUAGCCUUGGCUGUUUUUAUUAUAACAGUUAUCUUAAAGUCUCUGAGUCCUGAGGAUAACAAUUUUGCUGGUCAGUUUACAUUAAGACUUAUUCCACCUCCAAGAGAAAUGGAAAAAGAUACCAUGGUUGUUGUAUCCGCUAAACCUGUGCAGAUGAUGCAGGCAGAGAAACCCGAUAGCCUGGACAACAAAAUGCAAGAUUUCCCUGAACCAAAUUACAAUGUGCAAGAUUUCCCUAAACCAAAUUACAACGUGCACGCUUUCUACUAUGUAUGGUAUGGGAACCCUCAGUUUGAUGGAAAGUAUGUUCACUGGGAUCAUCAACUCUUACCACACUGGGACCCCAAAGUGGCCUCAGGUUAUCCCACAGGACAACACCAGCCUCCUAAUGACAUCGGGGCAAAUUUCUACCCUGCACUGGGUCCAUACAGCUCCAGAGACCCAUCAGUUUUAGAGGAACACAUGCGACAGCUCCGAACAGCCGCAGUUGGUGUUCUAGCGGUUUCGUGGUAUCCACGUAGUAUGAACGACGACAACGGUGAAGAAAUUGAUAACCUGAUGCCUUUGAUUCUGGAUGCAGCUGACAAAUAUCAGUUAAAGGUUGUUUUUCACAUUGAGCCAUAUAAAGGACGAGAUGAUGCUAAUAUGCGUGAAAAUAUUAAAUAUAUUGUGGAGAGGUAUGGAAAUCAUCCUGCUUUUUAUAGAUACAAAACAAGCACUGGCAAAUUUCUUCCACUGUAUUAUAUAUAUGACUCCUACUUACAAACUCCAGAUGUCUGGGCAGAACUGCUUAAGCCGAAUGGUAUAUCGACCAUUAGGGACACACCGUAUGAUGGCAUCUUCAUUGGACUUCUUGUGGAAGAAAAGCAUAAGAAGGACAUAAAGACUUCUGGAUUUGAUGGACUCUACACGUAUUUUGCAACCAAUGGCUUUACGUAUGGUUCCUCAAAUCACAACUGGAGAUCCAUCAAAACUUUCUGUGAUUAUAAUGACUUGGUAUUCAUUCCAAGUAUAGGACCAGGUUAUAUCGACACCAGCAUAAGGCCUUGGAACGCCCAGAAUACAAGGAACCGCAUUAAUGGGAAGUAUUAUGAGAACGCUUUUAAAGCGGCUGUGGAGGCAAGGCCACAGAUGAUCUCUAUAACUUCUUUCAAUGAAUGGCAUGAAGGAACGCAAAUUGAAAAGGCCGUCCCCAAGACAUGGGGUAAAACUGUAUAUCUUGACUACCUUCCUCAUAAACCUACAGUUUAUUUAGAGUUAACACAAAAAUGGGCAAACAAAUUCAGUGAGGAGCAGAAGAAAUGGCUGGAGUAAAGAGAAGUUAUUUACUUCAUAGUUAAAUGGAUACUCCACUUUUUUUUUUGGAAAUAGGCUCAUUUUACAACUCCUCCAGAGUUAAACAAUUGGGUUUUACCAUUUUCGAAUCAGCCGAUUUUCUGAUAUUUAGAAGAAUAUCAGUAACCAGACGGUUUCUGGUCCCAUUGACUUCCAUAUUAUAUACUUUUUCCUACUAUGGAAGUCAAUGGGACCAGAAACUGUCUGGUUUACAAUUCUUCUAAAUAUCAGAAAAUUGGCUGAAUUGAUUCGAAAAUGGUAAAACUCAACUGUUUCCAAAAAAAGUGGAUUAUCCAUAAUUUUGUUCUGUUUGUUUUACUUUGCAUGCCUUUUACCACUCUAUAUGACAACUUGACUGAUUAAACUCAUCAAAUAUUAAUGAAAAAUUGCAAUCAGAGAUGUCCUGCCUGGAGGCUGUAAAUAACAGUCGUACUUUACACUAGACGUUCUUAACCUCUCUGUACACUCACACACUUAAAAUUGAAAUGGAAUACAUUUAUUUGGAAAUAUGCAUUAUAAACUGGAGUUCUGACAAUCUUUCUCAGAACAACUCAAUAAGUAUGUGUACACUGUCAAAUGCUUUCAAAUUUAACGUAAGUGCAUUAAACACCAAAUAUAAAGCGUGAUCAAAAUAAUUGCCUGUGGUUGUCAUGGAAUUACAAUUAAUUGAUUAAUUUAUUAUAUUAAUGAAAGUUAUUACAAUAAAUUAUUUUAAAAAAAA